AAGAAAAAAAGGUCUUUCCUUUUCUCUUACGCGAUUUAACACCAAACUAACAGUGACUGAUGAUUCUUUUUCUUUUUCUUUUUUUUUUUUCUCUUUCUCUCUCCACAUAAUGAUGAAUGAUCCUUCCUUUAAUCUAACUUCAGUAAAUUGAAAUAUAUUUUUUUUAAUUUUCUGGCAAGGGCAGCUUGUCAGAAAUUAGGGUUUUUAAUACCAUUUCACAAGACAGCCCACAAAUUCCCCUUCCGGAUAAUGUUCCAAGCCAUGGUUUGGAUAUCAGUAAUUACUUGAAGUGUAAAGAGUAGCGGAGCUCAUUUUGAAUAUUCGGAGGAAUUGGUCUUGAAAGAUGGAGGAUCAAAAAGUUUUGCCUGAUGAGUCCUCUGUAUCCUUAGUUAGGGAAGUUAGAGCAGAAGAAGACGAGGAAGACUUUCGGAGCUGUUGCGAGGAUGAUGAGGUAUGGAAGGAAACUGAAGAAGUGGUAAAGGAAGAAGAAAGGGAAGAGCUUGAUGAAUUUUCAGUGAAGAUGUUCUUUAAGGGCAUCUCUUUAGCUGACACUGGAGACUCUGGUUCGGGGUUUUCAGGAAUUGGGGUGGUUAUGGAGAGAUCAGCUGAUAGUCCUGUUAUUCAAGUGCAGAAAAAGCUUGACUUUUAUGUGGAGGAAUCGGUGGCUGAUUAUUUAGCUAUAAUGGAUGGUUUGACGGAGGCUGUGCAGAACAAAAUCCACCGUGUAUAUGCCUUUACUGAUUCCGCAUCGUUAUAUGAUCAGAUUACAUCCGAGGAAAAACUCGACAAUCCACUUUUGAUGGCACUGAGGGAAAGAAUCCUCGAACAUACCCGUAGUCUGGAAGAGUUUGUUCUGAAACUUGUUCCAAGCACCAAUCUUCUAAGGCCAUUGCAGCUAGCCCAAGUAGCAAUAGGAGUCAUUUCUUGCUCUGUCAAGGGAGAUAAAUCUCUUGAAAAUUGUUCAAUCUGCUGUGAGGACAAGUUAUCAUUAAUGAUGAUCACCAUGAAGUGUUCACAUAAAUUCUGUUCCCAUUGUAUGAGAACUUAUGUUGAUGGUAAAGUGCAGUCAUCCCAAGUCCCAAUCAGGUGCCCUCAGUUACGAUGCAAAUAUUACAUCUCCACUGCUGAGUGUCGAUCUUUUCUUCCACUUGCUUCCUAUGAGUCUUUAGAAAGAGCCCAAGCAGAAGCAAAUGUUCUUCAUUCAGAUGGAAUAUACUGUCCUUAUCCAAAUUGUUCUGUCUUGCUUGAUCCUCGUGAAUGCUUAUCAACUAGGGCCAGUUCAUCUAGGCAAUCAGAUAAUAGCUGUGUUGAGUGCCCAGUUUGUCGAAGGUUUAUAUGUGUGGAAUGUGGAGUUCCAUGGCAUUUGUCAAUGAGUUGUGAAGAGUAUCAGAACCUUCCCCUGGAGGAAAGAGAUGCUGCGGAUAUUACUUUGCAUCGGUUGGCACAAAACAAGAGGUGGAGGCGUUGCCAGCAGUGCCGUAGGAUGAUUGAACUUACUCAAGGUUGCUAUCACAUGACAUGCUGGUGCGGGCAUGAGUUCUGCUAUUCUUGUGGUGCUGAGUACAGGGAUGGUCAGCAGACUUGUCAAUGCGCCUUUUGGGAUGAAGACAACUCUGAAGACUUGGUCACACAUUCUGUCCAAGAAUCAGAACAAUGGACAUGGGAUACUUUCAAUUCAUUCCCUAUGAUCAUGGAUGCAUACUCAGACCAAGAAAGAUCACAGCUGGCAUUAAUACAAAGGUUCCUUGCUGGGGGUUUUAGUCUGAGUGAGCAUCACCCAUAUCAAUCUCCACCCCGCUGUACAGAUUCCUAUGUAGAUGCCAUGAAGGACCUUCAUCAGCUUCCUUGGCUCGAAAGAUUUGUCUCUGUAAUAAGUGACAACUACUACGAAGACUAUAUCCAAUGAAGCUAGUGUAGAUCAUUCCAAUAUUAGGUAAUAAGUUGCUAAUGAAUCCAACAAGGUUUACAAGAGAGGCAAAGAGUUUCUCACUCUAUUGGCUCCAUUUUCAUUUACACAAAUUUGUUGAGAUCAGCACUCCUCCCUCUAUGUAGUUCUUUUUAGUCAUUAACUACAUGCUGGAAGAUAAAAUACCCUGGAGGUCUUUGCGGAAGAUUCUUGCAUGAUAGUUGCUUUCUUUUUGAAAGAAAAAGAAAGAAGAUAGGGUAAACAUCUUUGUAAUGUCAUCAAAUUGAAAGAAAGUUAAUGAAACAAAUCUUUUCUCUUUGA
This is a messenger RNA of Theobroma cacao (cacao), 2227 nucleotides long. RefSeq names its product RING/U-box superfamily protein. Gene Ontology annotation, molecular function: ubiquitin-protein transferase activity; RNA-DNA hybrid ribonuclease activity; zinc ion binding. The record is from RefSeq and is a predicted model, not a curated record. NCBI's taxonomy places the organism in Eukaryota, Viridiplantae, Streptophyta, Magnoliopsida, Malvales, Malvaceae. Gene Ontology annotation, biological process: protein ubiquitination.